Molecule: messenger RNA, 2181 nt
Organism: Pantherophis guttatus
Lineage: Eukaryota; Metazoa; Chordata; Lepidosauria; Squamata; Colubridae
Gene: CRIPT
Product: CXXC repeat containing interactor of PDZ3 domain
Biological process (GO): cytoplasmic microtubule organization
Cellular component (GO): dendrite
Molecular function (GO): microtubule binding; PDZ domain binding
Source: RefSeq, a predicted model, not a curated record
CCGUGGAACGUUGUUGUUGUUGUUGUGGUGGUGGGGAGGCUCGAGCCUCUCUCGGCUGGCUGACGGUUUCAACUCCCCCCCCCAACCUCUCCCGCCGGUUUCGGUUGGGUGUUUUAGGCCUUCGCCAUGGUGUGCGAGAAGUGUGAAAGAAAACUUGGUACAGUAAUUACACCUGAUACCUGGAAAGAUGGUGCAAGAAACACAACAGAAAGUGGUGGGAGAAAAUUAAAUGAAAACAAGGCAUUGACAUCAAAAAAGGCAAGAUUUGAUCCUUACGGCAAAAACAAAUUUGCAAUAUGCCGGAUUUGUAAAAGUUCAGUUCAUCAGCCAGGCUCUCAUUACUGCCAAGGAUGUGCAUACAAAAAAGGUAUCUGUGCAAUGUGUGGAAAGAAAGUCUUGGAUACAAAAAACUACAAGCAAACAUCAGUUUAAUUAUUGUGAUUUUUUUUAAAUUGACCCACUUUGAACUUUGAAGCAAUUGCUAAACAUCAUCAUUACUGAUAAUACAAUGACAGACUUCUAGAGAACUUGCAUGGGAUAAUUGUGCUAUCUUAGAUCUAAGUUUUAAUCUGCAUUAAUGGCUAUAUUUAUUUGGAGUAAGAAAUAUUUGUUCACCAUAAUUAUUUUAGAAAAACUUAAAAGUAUAGCAGAUAAUUUAACUUUCCUAACAACUAAGCUACUCUUACAUCAAGGAUUACUGAACAUACCAACAAACUCUCAAUAAAAUUGGCAUAUGAUGAUUUAUAGGAUAGUUGAAUAUUUAAUACUAUGUAAUUUUGGCAAUCCAACUACAGCAAUAGGCAGUUCUUCCAUUCAUUUGUGUUACAUACUUAGAAUUGUUUGCAACAAAGGCUUUCAAUGCAUCUGGCAAAUAACAGUACAUGAGCAUUGAAUGUCAUUCUGCUGGAUUGGUUGCACAUAAAUACUGUACCUUGGUUGAUAACUGUUUUUACUUAAAUUGAUAUCAUUUUUAAUGUUAAAUUUUUAGUGGCUUAAAUUUAAGAUAGCGUUAAUAUUUUUAAAAUAAAUAUCUAGCUUGAUUGUGUACAAUUAGUAUAGAGGUAUUACUUGUUAAAGAGAAAGAAUGCAGAGUUCCUAAUUUGUUGUGCUCGUAUUUUGGAUUUUAUUUUGUUAGUCUCUCAUACGCAUUUCUACAAUAUUUGAUGGUUAAUAUGUUGUUUGUGCAUUUUUAUCUGUGUUACAAAAAACAAGCAACAGUUUUUAAUUGGAGAGGGAAUUACAUUGGCCUGUGGACUACAUGACUGAACUGGAUAGAGUUGUAUCGGUUUGAUUCUUUUCUGCCAAAUUGUAGAUGUAAUGUCAGAAUUUUAAAGAAAUGAUUAAAAAGGGGUAAUCAUAAUUCCAGUCAUGUUUAAUUAAUAACUUUUAUGAAGUUGAAAAUUUUAUUGUGAUAGUAUUCAGUUUGAUUGUUUUGAGGCUCUAUCCUAGUGCCCAUAUCUGGCUUUUAAUUUUCACAAACACCAAUGGCUCUGAGGCCAACAAAAUGCUACUUUGAGUUGAGUAUCUUAAAAAUGGAUAAGCCAUAUGAAUACUCUAUUUCACUUUGAUCCCAAUAACUGCACCAUAGGAUAUAAUUGUCAAUCAUAAUGUGAUAAAAUAUCCCCCACACACCCAUAUGAGCUGCAUUCAAUACCAAACCUAUGGGAUUCCCUCAUCCCCAACCAAUACAUUGUAAGAAAAUAUUUACAGCAAGCAGAAUUGACUCUGAAUAGCAAUAGGGGGAAGAAUUAGACAGUAAACCAAAUUGUUUAUUUUUACAGACAAUAUCUCAAAAAUAGUAUAGCCAGCGUACCAAUCUAGUAAGAAGUGAUAAAUGUUACAAAGAUGGGUUCAUUAAACAUUCCAGUAUCAUUUUAUUUAUUUGUAUCCCACCUUUAUUAUUCAUUUUAGAAAUAACUCAAGGUGGAGAACAUAUCCAACACACCUCCCUUCUCCUGUUUUCCCCACAGCAGCCACCCUGUGAGGUUUGUUGGCUGAGAAAAAAUGCCUGACCCAAAGUCACCUACCCAAUUUAUCCUGUGCCUUUUUCAAUUUUCCUUGUCUUUGAAAUGUAAGAAGCCAAAAGCAUAUAGGCUUUUGGUCAAGGCUGCCCAACUGGGACAUGAGUCCAAUGUAUAUUAUUUUACUGUUUUUAUGCUAAUAAAUUUAUAUUGUAUCUUC